AUGUCUGUUUAUCGUCAAAUAGCAACAGCAUUAUGUCUAGUUGGUAUUGGUCUUUCAUUAUAUGCAUUCUAUGUUGAAACACGUAAAAUAAGUGAUCCAACUUAUCGAGCUGCCUGUGAUAUCAAUGAACGUAUGAGUUGCUCACGUGUAUUAACAUCUCGAUGGGGUCGAGGUUUUGGUUUAUUUAAAUCUGAUUCAGUAUUUAAUAUACCAGAUUCAUUAUUUGCUGUGAUUUAUUAUUGUUUAUCGAUAAUUCUUAAUCGAUCAUAUGCAUCAAAAACAAUAGCUCGUUUACGUGUUUUUUUAUCAAUAAUAACUAAUCUUGGCUCAAUUUAUCUUGGUUAUAUACUUUAUUUUGUUUUACAUGAUAUAUGUGUUGUCUGUUGUGGAAUGUAUGUACUUAAUUUUAUCAUAUUUAUUUGUAAUUUGAAAUUAUUAACAAUGACAAAUGCAAGCAAACAUAAGCAGAAGAAACAAUAG
Molecule: messenger RNA, 480 nt
Organism: Rotaria sp. Silwood1
Lineage: Eukaryota; Metazoa; Rotifera; Eurotatoria; Philodinida; Philodinidae
Source: the annotation of a GenBank genome assembly